AUGGCGCCGUUUUGGAAGAAAACGUCUAGAGACAAGCCGCUGCCUCCUCCUCCUCCUCCUCCGACAACAGGGCCCGCCGCCUCGACAGGCAAUCUGAAUGAUCCUCCAAGACACGCAGUCUCUGCGAAUCAGGAGCACAACGUCGGUCGAAAUGGCGGUCCCUCGAUGUCGCGCCGAACACCGACCCUUGGCACGCCCGUAGCUGAGGGUGAGGCUGCGGCCGAAUAUUUCCCACCUCUUGAGGGUACCGCGUCAUCCGUCCAGCGAUUCCCAUCCUACCAUGAAGCAUCGCGACCGCAAUCCUCGGGUCAGGCCUCGGCUGCCAGAGCUCGCGCAGGUAGCGGUGCCUCCGCUCCCUUGGACGAGAUGACCCGCACGAUAUCUCGCCAGCCCAGUAUCAGGCUCCGUCGCCGAACUUCGUCUGUCAGGUCCGGAACAGCCCAGCCAGGGUCGCUCGGGGCAGGCAGCACCUCAGCCACGAGCAGCGUAUCGGACCACCGACCUAGGAGCAUCUCUCAGCCAGAUCGCGCCCAUGUGGCUGCCGACGCAAGCGCUCCAAGUCGGCACUCUAGAAGAGUACAGCCUGCCGCCAUGCCGCGUCUGACGGAGGAAGACCCAGAAGUCCAGACUCUUUCGACUCUUACGAAUGUGCAAAACUCGCUUUUCGUGCCGGACUUGGGCAAAUGGGUCAAUCGACGCCCGACUUUCAACCUGUCUGAACACAAUCUUGAACGUGCCGCUAAACUGCCGCCGACACCAGGCGCGCCGACACCAGGUGCGCCAACAGCAGGGCCUGCUACUGGGUGCAUGGGUCGGAUCGGCGAGGAUCGUGAUGCAGAGACGCUUGCUGAGGCCGGAGUCGAUGUUGGACGGCCUGGUUUGCAACGGUCCAGCACCAUUACAUCUCGCCUCACUGAAUCUCACUACGCCGCCCUUCCCCACGGCGCCAGUCUUCACGGGUGGACAGAAGAAGAGAAAUGGGAGCUCGAUGAUCACGUGCGUCACAUGAUGCACUCUCGACGCUCCAAGUUCAAGAGACAGAUGAAGGGGUUUGGGCAGUAUGUGAGACAGCCCUUGGGUUUCUUUGUCACUCUCUACGCCACCCUGAUUACACUAUUUGGACUGGCUUGGGUUCUUUUCCUCAUUGGCUGGGUCUAUGUGGGCGAUAAGCAGCUGUACGUGAUUCAUGUCAUUGACAGUGUGCUUGUCGCGUUGUUUGCUAUCAUGGGUGACGGACUGGCUCCUUUCCGGGCGAUCGACACGUAUCACUUGUGGUUUGUCCUACGAUACGCCAGGAUUGUCAAGAAAGGGGGUGUGCGCCCCCGAUCGAGGCUGCAAAAAAACAAUGUUCCCGAGUCCAUCCGAGCCAGCGUCGAUGCUGCACGCGCUGUGCAAGCUGCAUCUCACACGUCGGAGCCACUCCAGCCAUUGCGUCAAGUGGACCAGGUUGCGGCUGACACGGAGAGUCAACAGUCGAACCCAGAGGUCAACGACUACAUGUUGCGCAACAACAUUGUCGUGGAUGCGGAUGACGCCAAGUCCGGUAUCGAGGCUUAUGAGCGUACGCCAUUGACGCCAAAGCAGCAGCAGAGCCUACAUCAUCAUCAGUCGAAACUGGCCAAGUCUCACAGUUUUUACAAGCCUCAUGAGACGGCGACUCAUUAUGCCUUUCCUGUCAGUUAUUUAACAGCCAUUGUCAUUCUGCUGGACUGCCACUCAUGUCUGCAAAUCUCCUUGGGGGCUUGCACGUGGGGUAUUGAUUAUCGAACUCGGCAUAAAGCCAUCACCACGGUCAUCCUGGCUGUCAGUAUCACGGUAAACAUUACGGCCGGUAUUGUUAUCACGGUUGGCGACAGGAAGACGAGGAAGAAGGAUGUAUGGAAGCUGAUGAACCGUCAAGAGUUAACUGGCGAUGCGAUGAAGCUGGUCGAGGAGAAAAGAUCCAACUCGACUCCCCAAAAGGUAGGAAAUUCGCCCGAAUCCGAGAAUGGCACGGAAGCAAGCAGAGAAGCCAGCUUGUAUGCCGCCGACUCGAGGGCGGCCUCCAGGACGGAUUCCAAGACGGACUCCAAGAAGUUGGUCAAGCGCGCGUAUGGCUCUGGGCGACGGUACGAGCUGGACUGA
This is a messenger RNA of Emericellopsis cladophorae, 2124 nucleotides long. RefSeq lists its product as uncharacterized. NCBI's taxonomy places the organism in Eukaryota, Fungi, Ascomycota, Sordariomycetes, Hypocreales, Bionectriaceae. The record is from RefSeq and is a predicted model, not a curated record. Bases 1 to 2124 code for a protein of 707 amino acids. The transcript has 2 exons.